Molecule: messenger RNA, 1087 nt
Organism: Salmo salar (Atlantic salmon)
Lineage: Eukaryota; Metazoa; Chordata; Actinopteri; Salmoniformes; Salmonidae
Source: RefSeq, a predicted model, not a curated record
GCAGCAACAGCAGAAGAGACACACUUCACCUCAAAUCGCAAACAACACUGUCAUGGAGAAGACCGUUUGCACAGCACUCCUCUUGUCCAAUGUGUUGGGGCAAUUUUGGAAUAUGGGAUACGGGGGGAAUCCACCAUACAUCUCUGUGUCUGGGAAGCACGUCUAUGUUCAUGACCAAAAAAGGUGGUUAGAAGCUCAGAAGUUCUGCAAAGAACAUUACACCGACCUGUCCUCCAUCAGCAGUGUGUGGGAACAGCAGCAGCUACAAAGGCGGGGAGAUUGGUGGAUUAAUUAUUCCACCUGGAUUGGUCUGUACAGAGAGCCCAACAACAUAACAGGCUGGAGGUGGUCGGGAGGUGGAUACGCAACCUACCUUGGUACCUGGGACAGGAAUCAACCAAACAACGACAAUGGAAAAGACUAUGGUAUGAUUAUGGGAAAUACAUGGCAUAAUGCGGAUGAAGACCUUCAGAUACCCUUCUUCUGCUUGAAGCUGAUUGUGGUGAGGGAGAGCAAGACGUGGGAGGAGGCUCUGGAGUACUGUAGGGAGAAGCACAUAGACCUCACCAGCCUGGUAUCUGAGACGGAGCUGCUUCUGGCCCAGAGGGAGAGCAGGGAGGCCCAGACCACAACAACCCACUUGUGGACGGGCCUGCGUUACCUGGCCAACCGCUGGUUGUGGGUGAACGGGGACCCACUGGAGUACGAGGCCUGGCCCCAGGGUGGACUGCAUCAAUGCCCCGCCUGGAACCUCCGCUGUGGAGCCAUGGCAACAGAGGGAGCAUGGGAAGCCCGGGACUGCCAGGAGAGCCUCAACUUUAUCUGCUACUGAAGACUAAUUCCAAAUUGAAAGAUAACCUUUACUCCCUAUAUCCUUGAUAGAUUUAGCGUUCUCUCUUUAUUUCUACAUUGUUCAUUGUUUUGCAUAUGGGAUUUCUGCUAAAACUUGUAUAAAUACUUUUCCUACUAUGUAUAUUGUCCUUAUAAUUGUUGAAUCCCUUAAUCAAUUGAUAAUAAUUUUAGUUGUGAAUAGGCCUUUCCUAACUUUAUAAUCUAAUUUCUUUAUUAAAAUGUUGACUUCAAUCAA